ACUAGGGGGCGCUGUGGCGGCGGCACACAUCGGCACUGGCAGUGAAGGAAGAUGGCGGAGUCUGAAGAACCAAAAGCGGGUCCUUGCACUUUUCUGUUCAAAAAAUCUACAAAGAAAUUCCACGGACGAAAGAGAAAAGCGAGCGACAGCGACAAAGAUGGAAACAGUGAUGAGGACCAGUGCUCUGUUGUCAGAAGGGGAAAGAGAGACACUCGAGAUAACCCCAUGAUUCAAAAGACAAAGAAGGUGGAGAGAGAUGAAGCAUCGUCCAGUGAAAAUGAAGGAGAAAAAGAGCAGAAGAAGGUCACUGUUGCUUACAAGUCCACACGAUCGGCAAAAGCAGAGGGACCCGAGGACAUGGGUGCAACGGCUACAUACGAGCUGGACACCGAGAGAGACAACGACGCUCAGGCGAUCUUUGAGAGGAGUCAGAAAAUCCAAGAGGAGCUGACGGGCAAAGAAGACGAUAAGAUCUACCGCGGAAUUAACAAUUACCAGAAAUUCAUCAAGCCUAAAGAUACCACCAUGGGCAAUGCCUCCUCUGGCAUGGUCAGAAAGGGACCAAUCCGAGCCCCUGAACACCUGAGAGCCACAGUCAGGUGGGACUACCAGCCGGACAUCUGCAAAGACUACAAGGAGACUGGGUUCUGUGGUUUUGGAGACAGCUGCAAGUUCCUCCACGACAGGUCGGACUACAAACAUGGCUGGCAGAUUGAGCGGGAACUGGAAGAGGGCAGAUAUGGAGCCAAUGAUGAGGAGAACUACGAGGUGAGCAGUGACGAUGAAGAUUUGCCCUUCAAGUGCUUCAUCUGCAGGGAUUCCUUCAAGAACCCCAUCAUCACGAAGUGUAAGCACUACUUCUGCGAAACCUGUGCUCUUCAGCAUUACCGCAAGUCCAAGCGGUGCUAUGUGUGCAACACUCAAACCAACGGUGUUUUCAACCCUGCUAAAGAUUUGAUGGUGAAGAUGGAGAAACGCAAUGCUGCCGCCGCAGACCAGCCGCCAUCAGAUGAGGAGGAUCAGUAACAUCUGAGCAUGUUAUGCGUUUGUCUGUGUACAUUUGGAAUAAAAUUACCCUUUUUCUUUUUAGACAGUUAA
Messenger RNA from Cottoperca gobio, 1098 nucleotides. It is a transcript of the gene rnf113a, whose product is annotated as ring finger protein 113A. The record is from RefSeq and is a predicted model, not a curated record. Gene Ontology annotation, biological process: snoRNA splicing. Gene Ontology annotation, cellular component: U2-type spliceosomal complex. NCBI's taxonomy places the organism in Eukaryota, Metazoa, Chordata, Actinopteri, Perciformes, Bovichtidae. The transcript has 10 exons. Bases 52 to 1026 code for a protein of 324 amino acids. Gene Ontology annotation, molecular function: metal ion binding.